Molecule: messenger RNA, 1201 nt
Organism: Dromiciops gliroides (monito del monte)
Lineage: Eukaryota; Metazoa; Chordata; Mammalia; Microbiotheria; Microbiotheriidae
Gene: STEAP1
Product: STEAP family member 1
Exons: 5
Coding region: 176-1201 (341 amino acids)
Cellular component (GO): endosome; plasma membrane
Source: RefSeq, a predicted model, not a curated record
AAGUGUGGGUGUCGCUGAAAUUGAUGAGGCCAGCUGUGUCUCUUAGGGGGAAAGCCAGAGCUGUCCCAAACGAGGAAGGCCGGGGUGGGGGGCAGCGGGAGCGAGGCAGGACACUUCAGAAAAAAGCGCUGCUGCAGCAGAAGGGCGACGGGACCGGGAGCUGAUUUUCUCUAGGAUGGAAAACAGACAAGAUGUCACAAACCAAGAAGAACGUUGUAAUUGUGAAACGAAGCCGAAAGAGAAGAUGGAGGAAUGUGAUGAUUUGGCAAAGGACUCAAGAGAUAUCAGCAUCCCAAAGACAACUGAACUUUUCCAUUUACAUCAAACGACUGGCUUCGAUGGCUUUGAGUGCCCUGCAGAGCUGAAGGACAAACUGGAACUCUUUCCCCAGUGGCGUAUGCCCAUUAAGAUGGCGGCAAUCAUAGCCCUUCUAACCUUCCUUUAUACUUGUCUAAGGGAAAUCAUCUACCCUCUUGUGAAGACUCGGGCAUACCUUUUCUAUAAGAUCCCAAUCUUGGUCGUCAACAAAGUUCUGCCAGAUGUUUCCCUCACCCUCUUGGCAUUGGUUUAUUUGCCAGGGAUAAUCGCCGCUGCUUUCCAGCUUCGUAAUGGAACCAAGUAUAAGCGAUUUCCUGAUUGGCUGGAUAAAUGGAUGCUGGCAAGGAAGCAAUUUGGGCUCCUCAGUUUCUUUUUUGCCGCACUGCACGCAAUUUACAGUUUGUCCUAUCCAAUGAGGAGGUCUUACAGAUACUUGCUGCUAAACUGGGCAUAUAAACAGGUCCAACAAAAUAAAGCAGAUGCUUGGAUUGCGCAUGAUGUUUGGAGAAUGGAAAUUUAUGUAUCUAUAGGAAUCGUGGGACUUGCUUUGCUGGCCCUGCUGGCACUGACCUCCAUUCCAUCCAUCAGUGACUCCCUGACCUGGAGAGAAUUUCACUAUAUUCAGAGCAAUUUGGGAAUCUUUUGCCUUUUCCUAGGCACGAUUCAUGCAAUGAUUUUUGCCUGGGACAAAUGGGUGGAUAUAAAGCAGUUCAUAUGGUAUACCCCUCCUACAUUUAUGAUAGUGGUUCUACUUCCUGUUGUUGUCCUGAUGGGUAAAGUCAUAUUGCUCCUUCCAUGCUACAGGAAGAGGUUACAGAAAAUAAGGCAUGGCUGGGAAGAUCCCAAGAAAAUUGAUAAAGCUGAGGUGUGUGUUCAUAUGUAG